CAUCAUUCUAAUUUGCAAUAUUAUUGUUAUCUUGGCUGCGCAUCAACAACAUGGGAAAAAGUCCUCAUAAAACAUCACAUCGUGUGUGCAUAUCGCAACUGCAGUACUACCGUAGUAUUACACGUAUAACUGUGGGUAGUACCGGUACCUCCUCUCGAGAGUUUGUCCACGGAAGCAUCGAAAGCGUUGGGUCAGUUCAACACUUCCUUUUUUGUGUGACCACGAAGCUGCAGAGACUUGCCCUGAGAAAAAUUGAAAGCGCCAAGAAUUGACGAGUCCGUGGCAGCUGUGUGUCGUGGUCUUUUGUCAAACCGUGCGACGAUGAGCGAAGAAGUGCACUAUGAUGUGGGUCCGCCUCCGCCGCCGCCACCACCACCGGCCCAUCUGAAAGAAAUCCACAACCCUCUUGAUGCGGCCAAAAUGGAACAGCCCUGUCAUGAUGUGGAAGACGAGCAUCAGCUUCCAGAACCUGAACAGCAACAACCGGUACAUCACCAACACCAUCAUCCACAUACUCACGAAGAGGAAGAUGAUCUACAUGCACUCACGGAGCGACCCAGUAAGCACGACACUGAUGAUAUAGUAGAAGACUGGCAAAGAGUUCCUGAAGAGGAAGAUGAACAUGAUGCAAAAACUGCUCAUCUCAUCAAAACAACUCAACCUUCCACUCCUUUGGAACACGCUCUUACUGAUAUGCUUGCCAAAAAGCAAACACACGUUCUACGCCUCACUAAUGAAAUCCAAAAGCUCAAGGCCUUCAUCAGUAAGCGCAAGCAAACAUACAAGCGGAAGAGAAAGGAAGAAGGGGCUCCUACCCGGGCUCUUUCAGCCUACAAUAUCUUUGUCCAGGAUCGGUUUGCCCAACUUGCCAAGGAAAAUGAAAAGGCCCUCAAAAGUACAGAUUCAGAUGCACAACUCAAGCGUGUGCCCCCGGCCAACCUAGUAGCUUCGACCGGGAAUCAAUGGAAGGAAUUGCCAGCGGAAGAAAAGGCAAAGUACGAAGAAAGAGCCAAAACUGAUCGAAAGCGAUACGAUGAACAAAUGGCACGAUACAACCCACCAGAUAGAGCUUCGAACCGAAAGAGAAACAAAACUGGAUACAACAUGUUUUUCUCGGCACAUGUUCUACGCCUGAAACAAUCCGAAACUGGGGUUCCAUCGGAGCGGGGGAGCGUUGCGAGAUUGGUGGGCACGGCGUGGAAGGCUCUUUCGGCCGAAGAGAAGCAGUACUACGAGCGCGAAGCUGACAAACACAACGGAAUGCAUCCUGUCAAGGACGACGUCGAGGAUGAGGAAGACGAAGAACGGAAACAACAGCAUCAUCACAUGGAUCCGUAUGCUCACAUGCACCCCGGCGACAUGCAUAUGCAUGGGGGAAUGCAUGCGCCCAUGCAUGGACAUCAACCGCAACACGAUCCUCGUCAUCAUUAUCCCUAUGCAACACACCACAUGUACGGCCAAGGACCGUAUGGGCACUACGAUUAUCAACACCAUCAACAACAGCAUCAUCAUUCUCGCCAUGGCCAGGGUCGUUCUCACGGUGGUUACGGCCAUGGGUACCCGCCACCACAGAGAAAUCCAUACGAAGGAAUAUAGAGCGGUUGCUGGAUUCAUGGUUGAGGGCGUGAAGCGGGGGCAGCCUGAUCCAUGAAUCAUUUAUGUCAUGACCCUUGCUUUGGACAUCUUGAUUUUAGGCUGAGAUCAAGCCGUAGCACGAGGGCAAAAAUCCGACAGCCAAGACGCCAGAUCAAGCUCGAAACACACAGAUCAAGAUCAAGGCCGUCAAUGAGGUCUUUGUGAGUAAUCUACAUGACAAAAGCCCGAGUAAAUAGCCCUACUGUUGUUUAGUGCUGGAGCACGU
Messenger RNA from Seminavis robusta, 1861 nucleotides. NCBI's taxonomy places the organism in Eukaryota, Bacillariophyta, Bacillariophyceae, Naviculales, Naviculaceae. The record is from the annotation of a GenBank genome assembly.